AGUACGCAGAGUCGGUUUUGUUGUUUACACACAAUAUUUUUAUCCGUGCGAUUUCAAUAUCAAAAAAAAAAAAAAAAAAAAAAAACAAAAAAAAAUAACAAUAAUGAACGUCCGAGACCAUUGUACAAUCAAGUGACGAACGUGUUUCGAUUGAUAAACAUUUUGUAUUUUUCGUUCCGUCGGAGUUUUUCUCGUACUUAACAACAACAACAACAACAACAACAACAAUAAUAUGGCCUAGCUUUGUGCAUCGUACAGGUCGUAGUAGCGUCCGUCUGCGAAGUAUAUUCAAUUGUUCAUUGACAUUGCCGUUACAGGAUACGUUGGCCGGUAAACGCUUCGCUUCGGUGCCCGCGCGGUCCGCCAGAGCGAUUGUGUACGCGAACGGCUUUUCCGCAAUGGAAACGGAACAUGCGGUCCCGUCGACCCAGGUCGGCGCCACGGAGAUCAACAAACAAGCCGAACGGUCCGCAAUCAGGGGGCCUCUGAUAAACAAUAUCAGGUAAGCCGCUACACGUUCUUCGGCCCCGUCGAUUUGUGUUUCGCUUGUAUAUUGUAUUUGUUUUUCAUUUCCGAUCGGCCUGCCUACGUUGUACCCGUCCGUUGCGGUUCACCCGUAGGCGACUGUAAUACGCGUUACAUUCCUUCACCGCGUGUCGACCGUCCGGUGAGAAGAAACAACAAAGUUGUUGAAGUACGCGCUAAUGCGGUCGGUGUAAUGUUUUUGUGAAAUUCCGUUAAUUUUCCCGGACGCGUAUGAUUUAAGUAAUUGCAUUGCAUUUCAAUAUGGUCGUUUAAUUUGAAAACGUUCAUCCAAUUAUCGUAGCCGCGGGUGUUUUAUUUUUCUUUUGCAAAAUAAACUAAACUCCUCUAACCCCCGUGCGUACAUUAUCACUACCAAAAGAGAACCCCGUACUUUGUAUACCUACAGCGUAGAGCACCCCGAAUUGUGAUUUUAAUAAAAAAAAAAAAAAAAACCAACUUGUUGAAAUUGUUCAAGUGUAUAAUAACACAAAUGUAUUUUUUUUUAAAUAUUUUCAAAAAUUUUUGGCAGCUCGAUUAUUAUAAUUUUACGAAGAAAAAAUAAGGCUGUCGUGCCGUAUGCGCUCUAUGGGUGGUGGUGUUAUGAACGCAGUGUGUACUCUGCAGUAUAAUAAUAAUUUCUGUAAUAAACAAGGUUAUUGUUAUUGUUAAUUUGUUGUUUAUAAUAUGAAAUAUUGAGCAUAUUAAAUAUUGCACAGACCCUAAAAACAGAAAUAAAAAAAAAAAAACUCUAAAACCAUACUGUUUUUCAAUUUUUUUAAAAUUUGUUUCCAAAUGCUUAUGAAUACUUUUGACUUUUAAACACACUACAUUGUUUUAUUUUUAUAUAAAUAGGUAAAUCAUAUUUAUUUUGUUGAAAAACUUGUUUCACGGUAGAACACCAAUUCAGCAUGAAUUUUGUAGGUAUAUGUGAACAAAUUCGAACAAGUUAUAUAUCUUCAAUAAUGGAUCAUUAUUAUGUGUUUUGUUUUUUUGUUGUUUUGUCAUAUGAAUAAAUAAACAAAUAGAUGGUGUCUCCAGUGUCAUUUCCUCUCAUCUUUUGCUACAUUUCAGUUAUUAUUUAUCAUGCCUUUGUUCCUUAAUUCGUCUGUGAUAGCAUCACUGAUAACAACCACAUAUCAUCAACCAACUCAAGAAUAAGGCGAAUGGUAAAACCGUCUUAGAUGCCACCGAUGCCGUCACAGAUGAAUUAAAGAACAUUAAGGAUGUCAUGCAAAUAUUUUGCUCUUGAAUCUUAGAUAUACAUGUGUAGGUAUAAACUUAAUCUGUAAUUUUUAAUUUACAGCAACAUGCCAACAUUUGGUUUACCAGCCAGUGCUUACGAAUUGAAUCCAAAUGCUCGGUUAACUUUUAAAUUUGAUAGAGAAAUGUUCAACAGUAGUCUAUUUGAUAGUGAAAUAGAAAUUAGUCCUGCUGGUAUUGGAAACAACAUGGCGUUUCGGUUUAAUAGAAAUGAUUUGUUUAGACCUACUCAGUAAGAUAUAAAUACGUAAUUAAUAAACAUAAUAUUUUGUUUACAGUUAUUAACUAAUAUCAUGUAACAGUUUUGAUUUUAGUAACAGAGGUAUGUUGUUAAACGGGCAUUUCACUCCAUCUAAUUUAGAAGUGGGUGAAAACUUAGAUACCAAAAGACAGCAGCAUUUGCAUGAACUUGGGAUGAAGAAAACCGAGAUCAAAUCCAAACCUUUCAAAUGCGAUAUUUGUAAAAAAUCGUUUUCCAGUUCCGGAGGUUUGACAGUUCACUACAGAACGCACACGGGUAACAAACCUUUUAAAUGUGAUUUAUGUAGUAAAACUUUUUCAAAUUCAAGUCAUUACAAUUACCACAUGCGUGUACAUUCAGGAGAUAAACCAUUUAAAUGUCAAGUGUGCAGCAAGGAAUAUUCUUGUGCUAACGGCAUUUUAUACCAUCAGAGAACACAUCACUUUUCGCAAGACACAAAACCUCUAAAGUGUGAUGUGUGCAACAAAUUGUUUUCAAGUGUUGGAGGUUUGACUGUUCACUAUCGCUCUCACACUGGUGACCGACCAUUUAAAUGUGAAGUGUGUUUCAAGACGUUCACCAGUUCAAGUCAUUGCAAGUAUCAUCAAAAAUCUCAUCUGCAAACAACUACAAAAAAAACAUUAAAAUGUGAUGUAUGUCACAAAUUGUUCUCCAGUUCUGGUGGUCUACAAGUUCACUAUAGAAUGCACACUGGUGAUCGACCUUUUAAGUGUGAAAUUUGUCUCAAAGCGUUUACCAGUUCCAGUCAUUUUAAGUACCACCAAAAAUCGCAUGUGGUUUCCAAUGAAAAAAAAUCAUUAAAAUGCGAUGUAUGUGAUAAAUUGUUUUCAAGUUCGGGUGGACUAUUGGUCCAUUAUCGUACACAUACUGGCCACAGGCCAUAUAAAUGUGAAAUUUGCUUUAAAUCGUUUACCAACUCCAGUCAUUAUAAAUAUCACCAAAAAACCCAUAUUGUUGGGGAUGGAACUGCCGAAUGGAAUAAAACAGCAGUCGCUCUACGUAGCUAUACCAAUCCCAGUUUGAAUAAUCCUGGUCACGGGCGGCCUCUCUCUCACGACAAGACAAUUGUCUGGGGAGAAAGAUUACCGUCGUCCACCCCUGACAUGGCAGAAACCUAAAGGGUGUUUUCAUAUUAUUCUGCCUCUAGGCGACCAAACUAGGCUCAGGUUUACUCCCAGUACUAUAAAAAAAAAAAAGGUAUUGGUAAUCAUGCUGGUCACAAAUUAUUUUAAUGUGCAAUUGCUUUAAAUCUUUUACCAGCUUCAAAUAUUGCCAAAAAAAAAUCCCAGAUUGAAGGUGUUCAUUGUAUAUUCAAUAUAUUUUGUAUUAAUUGUGGCUUUACUUAUUAAUUUUUACCCAGAAUAAACCUAAUUAAGUAAAUUAUUUUUUAGUUCUUUUUAUAAAUGAUUUGUAGUCUAAUAAAUAAAUUAUAAUUAAAAAUGUUUGUCUAUACUGUGUAUAAUGUGUAGGUACAAAAAUGUACAUUUUUUCUUUUUAUAUUUUUCUUAUUUUUAAUAUAUAUUAUAUAUAUGGAAUUAAUAUUUUAUGGAU
Cinara cedri is the source of this 3598-nucleotide messenger RNA. Lineage: Eukaryota; Metazoa; Arthropoda; Insecta; Hemiptera; Aphididae. The record is from the annotation of a GenBank genome assembly.